AUGCUUAAUGUCACUUUGUUUUUGUUACUGGUACUACACAUGUUCUGUGUUCAAUCCAUCAGACCGAUGGCACAGUCAAAUGUUACUUUGAUUGCAGAUUUGGAUGUACUUAAAGAUGAUUCGACUAUCAAAGUUAGAGUGAUAAACCUAUGGAACCUUUUUUCAUUCUAUAACAAGGACGAACUUUUCUCCAUUGAAUUAAUCUUAAUAGAUGAGCAGGGUACUAAGAUCCAAACAAAUGUAACAAGAAAAAACAUCUAUCGAUUCAAAAACAUUCUAAAAGAUGGCUUGACAUUUUACAUAAAUUGUCCAAGCUUUGCAUCUCAAAGGAUGGGUGGUUUUACUUUAACUCGGCAAGAUCAUAAGCUUAGUUUUGUCCAUGAAACUGUUGUUACGGAGUGUCAUGACUUUUCUGGACCUACAUUUGAUUUUGAGUUUGUUGAUUACCAAUCUAUUAUCUCAUUGGUCCAUCCUAAAAACAUCGCUAUCGAUGUUAUUGGAUUAGUCGUUGCAUUUGGUGAGAUGUUGCGAGACAAUGAUGAUAAGAAAAAGCACAGGCUAAACAUCCAAAUCCAAGAUACAAAUGGUUUGCAAUUAAGUGUCAAUUUGUGGGGUGAUUUUGCUUACAAGAUGCAACACUUUCUUGAUAACAAUCCACACAAUCUUCGUAUCAUUGUUAUCCUUCAAUUUGCAAAACUUAGUAUUUGGAGAGAUCGUCCCACGGUUAACACCUACUUUUCCGUGUCAAAGUUGUUCAUAAACACGGGCAUCGAUGAAAUAAAUGUUUUUAAGAAAUGUUUGGAUGGAGAUGAUCGCCCUGAUUCAUCCACAAAUACAUUGACACGUAUGAAGUCUAAUAAAGUUUCCGAACAUGAUGAUUUCAUGGUUAACUUUCAGUUGAAGACAAUUUCUGAGGUUUCUGAACCUUUGGAGAAAAAUACAUUCAUUAUCGUGGGCACUAUAAAGGGAAUUUUACAAAAUGAACCAUGGCAUUAUUUCGCAUGUACAAGUUGCAACUACAAAUCAUUUCGUCCUCCUGGUGCAGACGAUCAACCUAAUGCUGAUGGAUUAACUAAUGGUUAUGAAUGUCAUAAUAAGGACUGCACAAAAACUGAAACUUCAGUUAUUCCGAGAUUUAUGAUUCCGUUGCGUGUACAAGACAGUACUGGUACUGUUACCUUAACCAUGUUUGAAAUGGAUGGAAAGUAUCUUUUGAAGAAAUCGGCCAAGGAUCUGUUUAAUAAAACAUUACAGCUUGGUUUUAGUACUGCUUUCUAUCCCGGAGAGAUAAAUGCACUUAAAGGUUUGAAAUUGGCGUUUAAAAUAUCAAUCAAACACUUCAACGUCUCAAAAAGGAACAACCAAUAUAGUAUAUGUAAAGUCAGCGAUGAUGAAAAGUUGAUUGAAGAACUGGAAAAUAAGUUUACCGUUUCACAGGUGGGUACUUCACAGUCAUUUGAUAUUGGUGAAGCCGAUUUUGAAUCACAAGAUAAUCGGAUUUUGAAGGAUGCAAUUUCUAGGACAGACGACAACAUAACACCUGAAACUGUUGAUAAAAACUCAGCAACAAGUCCCAUGAAGAGUUUCAAUACACCAACAGUUUUGAAGAGAAAUUUGGAAGAAGUCUUUGAUUUGGAGUUGAAUGAAAAGUUAUCAGCAACAAAAACUCCAAAAAUUUCACCGGAAGGACGCAUUAACCAGAUUGUGAAGGUAAAGUUGGAAAAAAUUGGUUGA
This is a messenger RNA of Lactuca virosa, 1734 nucleotides long. Lineage: Eukaryota; Viridiplantae; Streptophyta; Magnoliopsida; Asterales; Asteraceae. The record is from the annotation of a GenBank genome assembly.